Molecule: messenger RNA, 1272 nt
Organism: Apis florea (little honeybee)
Lineage: Eukaryota; Metazoa; Arthropoda; Insecta; Hymenoptera; Apidae
Product: LIM/homeobox protein Awh
Biological process (GO): regulation of transcription by RNA polymerase II; neuron differentiation
Cellular component (GO): nucleus
Molecular function (GO): RNA polymerase II transcription regulatory region sequence-specific DNA binding; DNA-binding transcription factor activity, RNA polymerase II-specific
Source: RefSeq, a predicted model, not a curated record
UAAAUACGAGAAAACUUCAUAAGAAAAUAUAAGAAGACUUCAAAGAAGAUGACGAAAGAAGCGGAAAGAAAUAGAAAGUGAGAGACGGAAUCGAAAGAAAGAAAGAAAGAAAGAAAAGAAAAUAAAAUAGGAAGAGUUGACACCGCUACGAGAAACACGUUGCCCGCAGAAAUUCCAUUCCCGUGUGAUUCGCUUUCAGAGAAUCGCGAUUGCCCCCACUCUAUCGACCUCGGAACUUUACGAUAGCAGGGGUUCCAGUGGAGCGCACGGAACAUGGGCGUGUUCUAAUAGGCGGAGCUUCGUUCUCGUUUCAGAAGUCUUCGUCUUGAAAAGCAUCAUUUCUGUGCCACCUAGUGCCACGAACAACCCCGAGUCGAGUCACGCAACACGAAUCCCCUCCACGUUGCUGCAUCUCGUACACAUACUCAAAUCAUAUACAUAUAUGGACAAGCGAAUGCAUAGAGUAGAAGCUGUGCAAAGAAUCGAGCGAACGUGUAUGUGAACGAACGAUCGUGUGGAAGGGGCAGAAUCGAGAAUGCCAGUCUUUCCCGGGCCACGGAUCGGGACAGGAUAUUUUGUGUGAUUCUAUUCGAUCUUCCAGUUGAUCAACAAUAUCUUUUCUUUUGCUUUUUGUGAUUGUUUUUGGUUUUUCUCAAUAUUAAAUUUAUUUUCCAAAGGGUUGAAUCGUUGAAGCGCGAGUUUCAGUUUCACGAUUAUGGAUCGAGUGAUGUGAAUACGGACUUCGUGAAUGGAGGGUAUAAUAUUGUAGCACGUGUAUUUGUUUUAAGAAACUUUCUUUUCAUUGUUUGAUGAUUAUGGAAUCGGAAAGAGGAAAUUUAUGAGAUUCAAAAAUUUCUGGAACGAAGGAAGAUGAAGACCGAGAUCGAAACAGAGACAGAGUGCACGGACGGCAUCCUUUGUUCAAAUAAUAACAACAACAACAUCAACACAAACAAUAAUAAUGUGGCAAAUAUUAAAAAAUCCGGUGCCAAUAUUACGACUAACGACAGUCACGAUGGAAUGGAAAUGGACUGUGGUGGUUGCGGGGAAAGCGUACGCGAGCGCACUGUCCUCUGUGUAGGGGGUCGUACCUGGCAUUCCAGAUGUCUGAAAUGUUGCGCCUGUGCUAGACCACUGCACGAUCAGCACUCCUGUUUCCUUCGAGGGAUGCGGCUUUAUUGCAGACACGACUACGCCUUGUACGUACGGUUUGUAAGACUGGUUUCUAUUUAUUUCUUAUGCUUUAAUCUUAGUUAUUUCUUAGAUUAUUAA